Scatophagus argus is the source of this 1985-nucleotide messenger RNA. RefSeq names its product ATPase H+ transporting V0 subunit cb (gene atp6v0cb). Gene Ontology annotation, biological process: proton transmembrane transport. Lineage: Eukaryota; Metazoa; Chordata; Actinopteri; Scatophagidae. Gene Ontology annotation, molecular function: proton-transporting ATPase activity, rotational mechanism. The transcript has 3 exons. Gene Ontology annotation, cellular component: proton-transporting V-type ATPase, V0 domain. Bases 207 to 668 code for a protein of 153 amino acids. The record is from RefSeq and is a predicted model, not a curated record.
AUUUUGUACUGCUACGCCGGGUAUUUAUCAGAAGAGUCGUGACUGCCCCGUUUACACUGCUAGUUGGUGGUCUGACGGUUCCUGGUUUAUUCUGUUUUACUUCUCUAGCCUGUGGCCUUCGAUAGGUUUCGCGAAGUGCAAUUUUGGAGUUGACAUUUGUAAUUAACUUUGUAUAUUUAGUUUAUUUUUAUAUUGCGUGAGAAAGAAUGUCGUCCGAAAGCCCCGAAUACUCUCCUUUUUUCGCAGUGAUGGGUGCCUCUGCAGCGAUGGUGUUCAGCGCCUUGGGAGCUGCCUAUGGCACAGCGAAGAGCGGUACAGGGAUCGCCGCCAUGUCUGUGAUGAGGCCAGAGCUCAUCAUGAAGUCAAUCAUCCCUGUGGUCAUGGCGGGUAUUAUAGCCAUCUAUGGCCUGGUAGUAGCAGUGCUGAUCGCCAACAACAUUUCAGAGAGAGUCACCCUCUACAAGAGUUUCCUGCAUUUGGGAGCUGGGCUGAGCGUGGGCCUCAGUGGGCUGGCAGCAGGCUUUGCAAUUGGCAUCGUGGGUGACGCAGGCGUGAGGGGAACAGCUCAACAGCCAAGGCUUUUUGUGGGCAUGAUCCUCAUUUUGAUUUUCGCUGAGGUCUUAGGUCUCUAUGGGCUCAUCGUCGCCCUCAUUCUCUCCACGAAAUAAACAUCCAAACAUCCACUACAAGAUCUGUCCUUUAUGUUGCUGUUGGAGAAAAAGUGUAAAACGGGAAAAAAUUGAAAAAUUUCUGCCACACAAGAUGAAAGAAGUGAAGGCGGGAAAAAAUGAAUUAAGAUGGAACCAUAAAUAUGGUCUUAUCUCAACAAUGUGUACAGUCGUUCCAAUUUGAUAGUCAACUUGUAAAUGCGCAUUGUAGUGAUUUAUCUGUCUUAUGUGUGUAUGAGUGUGUGUGUGGGUGUGUGUGUGUGUGUGUGUGUGUUUCGAAACAGCUGUAUGAUGAAGAUUCCUUUUUUUCCCUCCACUUAUUUCAGGCCUUGAGGCCAGCUGAGGCACCCUGGCCUCUGGUCCUAGAGAGCUGACCAAAAGGCCACACAGCUUUUUCUCCUCUCAUAUCAGCCUGGGAGUUGACACAAUUUCUGCAUUAAUCUUGAGGAUCUAUUUGUAAAGAGAAAUGUAUAUGGACUUAACAAUUUUUUUUCCACUGAUUUUAUUUAUAAGAAAUUGUUCAUUGAACUGUACAAUGCAGCAGAAGUCUUUAAUUCCCCAGGAUAUAUUAUACAUAUAUAUACAGACAUAUAAAUAUCUAUAUAGAUUUAAUGCACUGUGGGGUAGUUGUGAUAAGUGGUUGGAAUUCCUCUGGAUGUAAUUCUUGGUUUAAAUAUUAAGAUUGCCAUUAGUAUGUUGCUGGUGAAGUGGGAUUUUUGUGUGUAGCUGUAUUCUAAUCAUUAUGCAAACAUUCUCAAACUUCAGUGUUUUUUCCUGUAGUACUGCUGUUUGCAUUAAAGGUGUGUGUGCGCCCCGUCAUGGGUCUCACAAGUGUAAUUUCCAAAUCUCACCUUAUCUCCAAACCCCCACCCCCUCCUCCAAAUCAUCUGUGGCUGUAUUUCAUCUCUUCCACAUUCCAGCCAUUAAAAUCCUGCAUGGGUUUCAGUGUCCUGUAGCUGUUGGAUAUGAAGCUGAAGAGCAGGCUAGUUUCAGAAGAUGUAAUCCAGAUCAAAAAAGUAGUUAAAUAUCACGUAUAUGGAAAAAAAUGAAGUUGAUGACCCAAGAAGACUUGAUGUAAUAAUUUGUAGCAUGCAGCAGGAAUCCAGUGAGAUUAGUGUUCAGGUUUGGCCUAGUUUCAUGAUAGGACUGGUCUGAUUUGAUCUGGAGUUUGUUUUCUGAAAACUGAACUGCUGCUGAUGCAUUUACCGAAGCGCCAAUCUACAACCAUGUAUUACCGCUGGUAUUGAAGUUAUCCUGAUGUGCCGACGUGUGUGUGUGUGUGUGUGUCACAAUCGAAUUAAAGAAGAUCCCAACUGA